AACGUCAAUCGUGUCGCUUUUAAAGAGCAAAAUGAAACUGGAUAUAAAGAAAAGGGUAAACAUAUCUGCAUGAAUGUUUCAUAACCCAUUAAGUAUCCUAGAAAGAGUCAGAGCGAGAACGACGAAGUGGACUUUGGCAUCAGAGAUGAAUUCGAUGAAAGCGGGCUGAAAUCUAUUCUUAAACCGGAUGAUCAGCUGCAACUUAGUGAACAGGAAUUGAAAGAAGAAAUUACCAGAGUUUUGACUGCUAACAAUCCUCAUGCCCCCCAAAAUAUUGUGCGGUACAAUUUCAAGGAAUGUCAAUACCGUGCAAUACCCCAAGUUGAUCAGACAACAGUACAUUUUUGGCUGGAAAGUCACAUGAUUCCAAAGGACUCUGAUAAAGGUCGACGACAGUUAGCAAGGGAUGGCUAUGCCAUAGAGGAUUUUGAAACUGAUGUCAGCGCAAAUAAGCAUCUAACCUUGUAUGCUUUAGGAAGCUAAAGAUCCGCUGAUGGCAGAUUACGUUUCCUCAGUUCAGAAGAAGAAGUUGAUUAACCAGUUUAACUUUAGUGAAAGAUCUACACAAACAUACAACAACCCACACAGAGACAAAGGGAGUAUAACAGAGCCACCACCCAGAGCAACGUUUUCGGCGAAUGUAACGCAAUGGAGUAUAUUUGAUGAUUACGCGUCAGACUAUGAGAAACAGCAGGAAAAAAGUAGGGAGAAGAAACCUCCAGGAACCGGGGUAAAAUCCGAACACAGAUUCAAAAAGAAGUUGAUUCACGGUGAUAUACAAUCAGAUGAUCUGAGUCGUUUUGCGCAGCCAAUCAAAAUUGUUGAACGUAUGGUCAACCAAAAUACACAUGACGAGAUUGCACAAGAUUUCGCCUACUACGAAGACCCAUCCGACGAAUUUCGAGAACAAAACGGAACCCUUCUUCCUCUGUGGAUGUUCACUUUCGAAAAAGCAAAGAAGUUGGCAGUAACCGCCCUGUGCUGGUCCCCAAAGUACAGCGAUUUGUUUGCAGUGGGUCAUGGAUCGUAUGAUUUUCUGAAACAAUCUAAUGGCCUAAUCUGCUUCUAUACGCUGAAGAACCCGGAAUAUCCUGAAUAUAUUUUUGAAACAGAGUCAGGAGUUUUAUCGCUUGACUUGCAUCCGGAUCUUCCCCAUAUGCUUUGUGUUGGCUUCUACGAUGGCGCGGUUGGAGUGUACAACAUUAAUCAACGUAAAUCUGGACCAUUGUACUUGAGCACAGCCAAGACGGGAAAGCACACAGAUCCAGUGUGGGAGGUACGCUGGCAACCAAAGGACUUAGAUGCCAACUUGAAUUUUUUCUCCGUCAGUGCAGAUGGGCGCGUGACCUCGUGGACACUGGUGAAGGAGGGUGUUGGUUCCAUACACGAAUGCCCAAACGACAUGGGUCAUUUUGACGCUCUGGUCCUGAAAAUGGUAACCAGUGGAAAUGAAACAUCGGAACCCUUGCAGCUGAUCACUCUCGAUUGUGGUACAGCAUUUGACUUUCAUCGGACGCAGCCACAUUUGUUUCUGGUGGCCACUGAAGAGGGUAUGGUGUACAAAUGCAGCAAGGCAUACAGUUCGCAGUACCUGGGACGCUAUGAAGCUCAUCACAUGGCAGUGUAUCGUGUCGCCUGGAAUUGCUAUCAUCCGAACAUAUUUAUCACAUGUUCAGCCGACUGGACAGUGAAAAUUUGGGAUCAUAACAAAACCGAACCUGUCUUCAUGUUCGAUCUCGGGUCACCAGUCGGUGACGUCGCUUGGGCCCCCUACUCGUCUACCGUGUUCGCCGCAGUGACUACUGAUGGACGAGUGCACGUUUACGAUCUAGCAGUUAACAAGUACGAUCCGCUAUGUAAUCAGUUGGUGCUUGCAAAGAAAAAGGCAAAACUCACCCAUCUGGCUUUCAAUCCCAAGUACAGCAUAAUCAUUGUUGGAGACGAUCGGGGCCAAGUGACGAGUCUGAAACUGUCCCCGAACUUGCGAAAGAAGCCGAAGGAAAAGAAAGGAAUGGAUCAACCGAAAGGUCCGGAGUUGGAAAUCAAAAAAUUGGAGAAGAUUCUCAGCCUUGUAAGAUGACUCAUACUGUGAUCGUAAAGGCACAACAGACAUGUAACGAAAAUCGCCCGUCUAAGCAUACAAACGUUUGUAAUUUGUGGAAGAGGUUAUGUCUGUUCAUUCUCCGAGUACGUGGCAAAUGGGUAAACAAGAGAAACCGUUUCCUGUAUGAUCUAACCGUACAGUCAAAAAGCAUACUACGCGAUUUCUAUCCGUUGACAAAGUCAACCAAGGUUGACACAUCUGUUAAAUUGCACUUUCCAAGCUAUUUCAUCGUUCAUAGCCAAAUGAUCUUUACUUUCCCGUUUGCGAGCAGGUAAGUUCUUUGUCUCACAUGUUCUUUACUUAUUUGUGCCCGAUCGCUCCGGGUGGAUAUGGCAUAGAAAACAAACAACUUACAGUCU
Molecule: messenger RNA, 2463 nt
Organism: Dicrocoelium dendriticum
Lineage: Eukaryota; Metazoa; Platyhelminthes; Trematoda; Plagiorchiida; Dicrocoeliidae
Source: the annotation of a GenBank genome assembly